Molecule: messenger RNA, 949 nt
Organism: Achroia grisella
Lineage: Eukaryota; Metazoa; Arthropoda; Insecta; Lepidoptera; Pyralidae
Product: GATA zinc finger domain-containing protein 1
Exons: 3
Coding region: 153-905 (250 amino acids)
Biological process (GO): chromatin organization; regulation of DNA-templated transcription
Cellular component (GO): nucleus
Molecular function (GO): sequence-specific DNA binding; zinc ion binding
Source: RefSeq, a predicted model, not a curated record
AGUCAUUCAUUGACUGAUCCUUCAAGCAACAGUCAAUAUUUUUGUUAUUAUUGUUAAGAAAUCAGAUUUAAUUAUUUCUGUUUGGAAGUGGUAAUUUGAGAUUAAUGUCUCUCUCUAAUUUAUUUUAAAUUCUGAAUUACCAUUGAAAUAAAAUGCCGAAACCCGUGUGUGUUCAGUGUAGCACCAACGAUUCGUUGCUCUGGCGUAACGCAGAGAACGGUCAAAUAUGCAACGAUUGUCACCUAGCUAACACUGCCACAGAAACCAAACUCGAUGUCUCCGUUAAAGUAGAAUCUGACGAGAAAAAAGAUGAUAGGGAGGAGGAGAAGAGCAGUAAAAGUGAGACAGACUCUACGCCGGCCAAAGCGACCGGCAAGGGGACGAGAAAGAGCACCAGAUCGACGAGAUACAAACCUAAGACUAACACGCCAGCUCCUGCCAAGCCACCGGCGCCCCGCGGACGGGGCCGCAGGAGUAUAUUCAAAAGACAACCUCUGAAAGCACCCACGGCUACUGCCACUGUCGUUACUAGUGAUUCUGUAUUUUAUAAGGGGAGCUACAUGCAAGUGGGUGAUAUAGUGUCAAUGAUAGAUGUAGAGGGAGGUGUCUACUAUGCACAAAUCAGAGGCUUCAUGACCGACCAGUACUGUGAGAAGAGUGCCGUGGUCACUUGGCUGCUGCCCACUAGAGCCAGCCCUCCGCCUGAAAAGGGAUUCGACCCAGCCACAUACAUUAUUGGUCCAGAAGAGGAAUUGGCUCGCAAAUUGGACGUAAUGGAGUUUGUAAUGCACGCACCCUCUGACUACUACAAGGCCAGCAACAGCCCGUACCCCCUCACAGACACAGAGGUCAACAACUACAGCGGAUUCAUCUGGACCUCACUUGAACCCAAAGAGAGGACAUGAACUAAAACAUUUUAUUUGUAACAUAGUAUUAAAUAAUUAUUAAG